Molecule: messenger RNA, 1206 nt
Organism: Alternaria arbusti
Lineage: Eukaryota; Fungi; Ascomycota; Dothideomycetes; Pleosporales; Pleosporaceae
Exons: 1
Coding region: 1-1206 (401 amino acids)
Biological process (GO): proteolysis
Molecular function (GO): zinc ion binding; metallopeptidase activity
Source: RefSeq, a predicted model, not a curated record
AUGCAUCUUUUUUCCAUUCUCAUCUUCUUGCUCGCUAGCGCCGAAGGAGUUUUUGGUGGCAGCAGGUUUUGGGAGGCCAAAGCACCCAACAAACGUACAAACCCUCGCCCUGACUACUCGGCCAUCGAAACCAUCAACGCGACUUCGUCACUCAGCAAGCGCGCUUUUUCCAUUGAGAGCCGGCCAGGUCAAGCAGGUUUACCGCGCAUCUGGCCAAAAAAGACGAUCAGAUACUGCUUCGAAAACUCGCAGGGUCACGAUAAACUCGAGGGCCUCUUCAGAUCGGCUAUAGAACUGUGGGCUCAGCUUAACAGACAUGGCUUCAAGUACGAGCCAGUCUCAGAUGCAGAAUGCGAGUCUGAAGAGAAGCGCGACUCCGUAUUGCAUAUCCAUUACAACGACUACGGCAGGUUUUCCACGACGCUGGGCAUUCCCGUGGUCGACGCACAGGAGAUCGUGGAUAACCCUGCGACAGCCAUCCGUGGGCCGACCAUGCAUCUUUCUGACAAGGAAGGUGUCGGUCAAGAAAGUACCGAAGCCAAUAUUGCCCACGAGUUAGGUCACGCCUGGGGCCUUGCCCACGAGCACCAAAACCCGCAUCACUGGGAACAGAGCGACAUGCUGGGGCCCUCUUGGAACAUUCCUCUGCACAAUGACAAAGUGUACUUCGAGACAUCCGACUUCAAUUGUGAAAACCUCGAAGACCAUUACAAGAUUCACAAAUCAGUACAGGUUCUCAUUGAUACGGAAACAGACGAAGAAGAGCGGACAGUCUUGCAGGAUGAAUACAACAACCUUUGCGUGCGGCGCGUUAUUGCCAACAAAUAUGGUUUUAGCGCUGCUGAUUGGCUUCCCGUCGACAACACUGCGAACAUGUUUCGAGACGCGCAGUUUGACCCAGAUUCGAUCAUGUUGUAUCCUUCUCGCGCUGGCGGCGGCGACAAUUUCGAAAACCGACGUAUCAUCAUGAGAUACAAAAAGGACUCGAUCCCAGGCCUGGGAGACGAGCGACUCAUCCCGACUCGACAACGCCCCAGCAACAUGGAUGUCGAUCGCAUAGCCAUCCUCUAUGGCAACCCCGCGCCUUCCACCCUGGAGGUGCCGCACAAUUCAGGAUCAAGCGGGUUCCAUAGCAGACUCGAGGAGGCGAGGAGCAGCGGAGAAUUUUCCCGCGCCGGCGACACCAGAGAUAAUGCAUGUGGAUGA